This is a messenger RNA of Sclerotinia trifoliorum, 1281 nucleotides long. Lineage: Eukaryota; Fungi; Ascomycota; Leotiomycetes; Helotiales; Sclerotiniaceae. The record is from the annotation of a GenBank genome assembly.
GUCCAUGAUAUAUGCAUAGGAAAUCGGUCAAAUCAGUUGUGGGGGUUUCGAAGCGGCAGGAGACAACUAAACCGGAUGAAGAUUGAAGUUACACUGGUAUCUCAAAAACUCCGUGAUAAGUGUACAUUGGAUGUGGUUGACAUAGCGCAUCCAUGAGCUUAAAGGUAAGUUCUAAGGGUUUUCUUGCCUCAGGCAUAACUUCAAAGAACCCCGUCGCGUCCAUUUCUCAAUCACUUGUUUUCGUAGUCCAGCGAGAGUCAAAAUAGUUACACAAUUCAACAUGGCUCUACCUUCACCUCCUGGAUUAACGCCAAUGGAAGUUGCAUUUCUAUGUGAAAUGGAAAUGGUUACAGUCGUCCCUCGACAAAGACUUGAGAGUCUCGAUUUAUUAGGUGUAAGCUACCCCGCCAUUUACCCCUCCAACAACAAAUACAAUACUCAAAAACUCGAAGCUUAUAUCAAACCUUCCGCCUCUAGGGCAAGACACCUUCUCUAAGGCCACCGCAUCGUGCACCUUUACCUCUAUGGCUCGCUCUGUUACUCAAACGACAGCGUCGCGCGAAUAUCCUACCACCUCCAUGGCUUCAUCCUCAAUCUCUCGAUAGAAUCCUCAAAAUGGAAACUGAUAAUCCUGAAGGCUUUUCCCCUCCUCCUUCUCUAGAUCCUCGCACACCAUCCACAGUAUCUCCUCCAUUCCUUCCUUCGAAUACGGCAGAUUCUUCACCAGAUUGUUUACCAUACCAUUGGAUUGAUAUGGGCGAAAUAUUACUAGAAGCUGCGGGUGAUGAUAUACAGGAUCCGGAUAAAGUUCGAGAACUACUUAGAGAUUUAAGGGAAGUGAGAAUGGCAAAAAUGAGGAGCAGUACGCUAGCAGUUGAAGGAGGCGGCUUGACUAGUCUACAAGGUGUUGGUGCAAUGGAGGUUAGUGAAGGACGAGGGUUCAUUACAGGAGUUAUGGAUGGACUACGAAAAUUAGGAGCUUCUAGGGAAGUUUCCAGGAGGGAAAAAGAACAAGAAGGUGCUGAGAGCGGAGGUGAUGGUAAUAGUGAGGAUGAAGGUAUGGAGUUAUGAUCAAGAUGAAAUUGGUUCUGCGGCAUUUAUGAUAUACUGGGAGGAUUGGCGUUGAAAGGAUAUUAUGGUAUAUACCAGGUUUGUACUGUAUAUUUGGAUGAUGGGCAAGCGUUUUACGCCAUGAAGGAUGUGAUGGCUUGCCAGAUUUGCAAGACUAGUUAACAUCUAGUGUGUGGUACUAAAUUCACGAUCGCGUCAUGCUUUUCAUCA